Camellia sinensis is the source of this 1228-nucleotide messenger RNA. Its product is annotated as ras-related protein RHN1. The record is from RefSeq and is a predicted model, not a curated record. NCBI's taxonomy places the organism in Eukaryota, Viridiplantae, Streptophyta, Magnoliopsida, Ericales, Theaceae. Gene Ontology annotation, molecular function: GTP binding; GTPase activity.
CCAUAGAAUGGAACUACCAGUCAAAGAAUUCAAAAACACAAAAACAAACCUACCAUUCUCUCAUUAUUCUCUGUUUCCUCACCAGUUGUUACUUGUAAUCCCUUUUGUUUCUUUCUAUAAUAUGUUAAUCUGCAACAAGGGUUGUUUUUUUUCAACUACUAAAGCAACCUCCUUGCUUUCUCUCACCUUCUCGAGAAAAUUCUAUCGGUUCGACCCUGCUUUCGGGAUCAAUCAGAGUUGAAUGGCGAGGCCUGGCAACAAGAUUAUCCAAGCUAAGCUGGUGGGUUCUUUUGGGCGACAUGGGAACUGGGAAAACCAGUUUGGUAUUAAGAUUUGUCAAAGGCCAAUUUUUCGACAACCAGGAACCAACCAUUGGAGCAGCAUUUUUCACUCAGAUAUUGUCAUUACCUGAAGCCACUGUGAAAUUUGAUAUAUGGGACACAGCAGGACAGGAACGAUACCAUAGCUUGGCUCCGAUGUAUUAUCGCGGUGCAGCAGCAUCCAUUGUUGUGUAUGAUAUCACAAGCAUGGAUACAUUUGUUCGAGCCAAAAAAUGGGUUGAAGAACUGAAAAAACAAGGUAACACAAUGAACUUGCAAAGAGGAAAUCCAAAUUUGGUAAUGGCAUUGGUAGCAAACAAGUCUGACUUGGAACAGGACAGAGAGGUGGAGACUGAGGAGGGUGAGCAAUUCUCCCAAGAAAAUGGGAUGUUCUUCAUAGAAACGUCUGCUAAAACUGCCAUGAACAUUAAUAAUCUUUUCUAUGAAAUAGCAAAACGAUUGGCCAAAGCCAGCCCUUUGAAGACUGCUGGAAGAAUGACUCUACGCAGCGAAACACAGAACCGAAGAAGAUUUUUUUGUUGCUCAGUAUGACGUGAUUUACUGUUUGAAGAGUCUAAACAUUCGCAGGGUGAACAGUUGAAUUCCAGGUGUCAAUAGAUAUGCUUCUUUCCAAAAAAAUGAAAGAUGACAAUUUGUCACAAAGUUGACAAGAAGGUCUCAUUUGAAAAUUCAGAUAAUGAAUUCCCAUAACACAGUUUCAAAGGGCAAAAGAGUUUUUGUCCAUUUGUAAAGGAAAUGCUUCCAUGAAAUCAAAAAUGGUCUCCCUAAUGAGAAAGUACUUGCAUUUAUUGUUUAUAAAGAUGUGAAGUUCUAUUUUUGGUUUGGAACUUUGUUGCCACUGGCGAAUUAGGAAAUUAUUUGAAAGAAAGUAGGGAAGUUGUGUUGCU